Messenger RNA from Micropterus dolomieu (smallmouth bass), 7598 nucleotides. RefSeq names its product potassium large conductance calcium-activated channel, subfamily M, alpha member 1a (gene kcnma1a). NCBI's taxonomy places the organism in Eukaryota, Metazoa, Chordata, Actinopteri, Centrarchiformes, Centrarchidae. Gene Ontology annotation, cellular component: postsynaptic membrane. Bases 766 to 4683 code for a protein of 1305 amino acids. Gene Ontology annotation, biological process: potassium ion transport; transmembrane transport. The transcript has 33 exons. The record is from RefSeq and is a predicted model, not a curated record. Gene Ontology annotation, molecular function: large conductance calcium-activated potassium channel activity.
UAUUAUUAGCGCUUCGCUCCGCCCUCCUACCUGUAAAUCUCCCCGCUUUCCUCUGGAGCGGUUCUGACAGGCGCUCUCAGCUGGCCGCUCCGUGCCAGGGCUGCAGGGGACCGAAUGGACACAGUGACAUCCAGCCGAGCGCUCGUCCUUUUACGCAGAAUUGACAACAAUAACGCCCGCAAGAAUAUGUAGAUUUCGGCACUGCAGUGGCGGUAAACCAACUGUAGGAGUUAACUAUAUAUCUGUGUAUUUUUCGUUUUGUGGCAAACCGUUCACAGUCGAUUUACUCUGAAAGAAAAGUGACAUUGAUUCUCUGCCUGAUGAUCGUAAGGAUCCCUGAAUGGAAGACGGCUAGAGAGGUCGCCUCCCCGAGAACAGGCUGUUGACAUUUUUCAUUGUCGCUGUGUUUACCACUCUCCGAGACAUCAUUGGCAGCCUCGACGGCUGCAAAACGACGCCGUCUUUACCAUGGCUUUUGGCGUGAAAGAGCCAGAAACCCCCUCAGAUUGAGAAGCGCCUAAGAUUCGACAUUAUUGCGGAUUUAAAUGCCUCUCUCCAAGGGCCACCGACCCGCUAUUUUAGUCAGGUUCGCGUGUGCGGUGUCUCACGCUGUCACGAAUAAACAAUUCAUAGGCUGCUAAAUUACAGAAAGAGACUCCAUCGGGUGGGUGAACAUAAUCUACAGCGAAGAGGGGAUUUUUUUUCAAGCAAUAUGGCUGGUGAGUGGGGCUGGGGACGCUGGCACAGGCUCUCCAAGGCUCCUAAAUGCUAGCUGAGGCAGAUGGCACCGUUCCCCAUGGAAGCGACAGCUCUAUGAGGACAAGCAAUAUCAUUAAUAACAAAAAUCCGGACUCUUCAAUCUUAAUAUCCAAGAUGGAAGACGUUGUCAUCCCGUUCUCGUCUGAGGUGCCCUGCGACAAUAAUGGACAGCGCAUGUGGUGGGCAUUCCUCGCCUCCUCCAUGGUGACGUUUUUUGGGGGUCUCUUCAUCAUCCUGCUGUGGAGGACCCUAAAAUAUAUGUGGACUGUUUGCUGCCAUUGCAACAUCAAAACCAAGGAGGCUCAGAAGGUGAACAACCCCGCCAACAAUCAGGCAGCAGACAGACCAAAGGGUGCUGAUGAGAAGGAGGAGGUCCCAGCCAGCGAAGUGGGAUGGAUGACUUCAGUCAAAGACUGGGCUGGUGUCAUGAUCUCUGCUCAGACGCUCACUGGCAGAGUUCUGGUGGUGUUAGUCUUUGCGCUCAGUAUCGGGGCCCUUGGAAUAUACUUUAUAGACUCCUCAGAUCCUAUAGAAUCCUGCCAGCACUUCUACAAAGACUUCACGUUGCAGAUCGAUAUGGCCUUCAACGUCUUCUUCCUUCUUUACUUUGGCCUGCGGUUUAUAGCAGCCAAUGAUAAGCUGUGGUUCUGGCUGGAGGUCAACUCAGUGGUCGACUUCUUCACUGUUCCUCCUGUGUUUGUCUCUGUCUACUUGAACAGAAGCUGGCUUGGUUUAAGAUUCCUCAGAGCACUAAGAUUGAUACAGUUCUCGGAAAUCUUACAGUUCUUGAAUAUCUUGAAAACAAGCAAUUCCAUUAAGCUGGUGAACCUGUGUUCCAUCUUCAUAAGCACAUGGCUCACAGCUGCUGGGUUCAUACAUUUGGUAGAAAACUCAGGGGAUCCUUGGGAAAACUUCCAGAAUUCCCAGUCACUUUCCUAUUGGGAAUGUGUCUACCUAUUGAUGGUGACGAUGUCUACAGUGGGCUACGGGGAUGUCUAUGCAAAAACCACCUUGGGGCGCCUGUUUAUGGUCUUCUUCAUCCUUGGUGGUUUGGCCAUGUUUGCCAGCUACGUCCCUGAAAUCAUAGAGUUAAUAGGAAACCGCAAGAAAUAUGGUGGUUCCUAUAGUGCGGUUAAUGGGAGAAAGCAUAUUGUGGUCUGUGGUCAUAUUACCCUCGAAAGUGUCUCCAACUUCCUCAAAGACUUCCUACACAAGGACAGGGAUGAUGUCAAUGUAGAAAUUGUUUUUCUCCAUAAUAUUUCCCCUAAUCUUGAGCUGGAAGCCUUGUUCAAACGCCACUUUACCCAAGUAGAGUUCUACCAGGGAUCUGUUCUCAACCCUCACGACCUGGCCAGAGUGAAGAUCGAGUCAGCAGAUGCCUGCUUAAUCCUAGCCAACAAAUAUUGUGCAGAUCCAGAUGCUGAAGAUGCCUCUAACAUCAUGAGGGUUAUUUCGAUCAAGAACUACCAUCCUAAGAUCAGAAUAAUCACACAGAUGUUACAAUAUCACAACAAGGCCCAUCUGCUGAACAUUCCAAGCUGGAACUGGAAGGAGGGUGACGAUGCUAUCUGCCUGGCUGAGCUGAAGGCAGGCUUCAUAGCCCAGAGCUGUCUGGCCCAGGGCCUGUCGACCAUGCUAGCCAACCUCUUCUCCAUGAGAUCCUUUAUUGAGAUUGAGGAGGACACAUGGCAGAAGUAUUACCUAGAAGGAGUGGCUAAUGAGAUGUACACAGAGUAUUUGUCCAGUGCCUUUGUGGGCCUCUCCUUCCCCACUAUCUGUGAGCUGUGUUACGUGAAGCUGAAGCUUUUGCUCAUUGCCAUCGAAUACAAGUCUGAGCAGAGAGAGAGCAGCAUCCUCAUCAACCCCGGCAACCAUGUCAAGAUGCAGGAGGGAACACUGGGAUUCUUUAUCGCCAGUGAUGCCAAAGAAGUAAAGAGAGCAUUUUUCUACUGCAAAGCUUGUCAUGACGACAUCACAGACCCUAAGCGGAUCAAGAAGUGUGGCUGCAAACGACUGAUUUAUUCCAAGAUGUCCGUCUACAAACGAAUGAAACUGGCAUGUUGUUUUGAUUGCGGCCGUUCAGAGCAAGACUGCUCUUGCAUGUCAGGCAGUGUACAUAGUAACAUGGACACCCUUCAGAGGGCCUACCCACUUUCCUCUGUCUCUGUUCAUGAUUGCCCAACCACUUUACGUGCAUUCUCCUCAGCCAAAUAUAAGUAUAAUGGAUAUGUCAGAUCACCAGCAGAUGGCGCUACAACACCAGGGAACAGUGGAAGUCAAAAAGAGGCUGGCGUUCGAUUCAAAGCUGAUUGCAAUUUAGUUGAAGACGAGCAUCCAUCAACUCUCUCGCCCAAAAAAAAGCAACGCAACGGAGGGAUGCGAAACUCACCCAACUGCUCGCCCAAAAUGAUGAGUCGACACGACCCCCUUCUAAUUCCUGGAAAUGAGCAAAUCGAGAGCAUGGACAUGAACGUGAAGAGGUAUGACUCGACAGGGAUGUUUCACUGGUGCCCAUCAAAGGACAUCGAAAAAGUCAUCCUGACCCGGAGUGAAGCCUCCAUGACAGUGCUGAGCGGCCAUGUGGUGGUCUGUAUAUUUGGGGAUGUCACGUCCGCUUUAGUGGGGCUGCGAAACUUGGUGAUGCCUUUAAGAGCCAGCAACUUCCAUUACCACGAGCUAAAGCCUAUAGUUUUUGUGGGCUCGCUGGAUUACCUGCGGAGAGAGUGGGAGACUUUACACAACUUCCCCAAGGUCUCCAUCUUACCUGGUACACCAUUAAGUCGGGCAGAUUUAAGGGCUGUCAACAUCAACCUCUGCGACAUGUGCGUAAUACUGUCAGCCAAUCAGAACAAUAUCGAAGAUGCCUCACUGCAGGAUAAGGAAUGCAUCUUGGCAUCACUCAACAUCAAAUCUAUGCAGUUUGAUGACAGCAUUGGGGUCUUACAGGCUAAUUCCCAAGGUUUCACGCCUCCUGGAAUGGACAGGUCAUCUCCAGACAGCAGUCCAGUACAUGGCUUUGUGCGUCAGGCUUCUGUCACCACCGGAUCCAACAUCCCCAUCAUCACAGAGCUAGUGAACGACUCAAACGUUCAGUUCCUGGACCAAGAUGAUGAUGACGACCCAGACACAGAGCUGUACCUCACUCAGCCCUUCGCCUGCGGCACCGCCUUCGCUGUCAGUGUACUUGACUCCCUGAUGAGCGCGACAUACUUCAAUGAUAACAUCCUCACGCUGAUUCGGACACUGGUCACAGGGGGAGCCACACCAGAGCUGGAGGGCCUGUUGGCUGAGGAGAAUGCUCUCAGAGGAGGCUACAGCACACCGCAGACACUGGCCAAUAGAGACAGGUGUCGCGUCGCCCAGCUAGCCCUCUACGAUGGGCCAUUUGCCGACUUGGGGGAUGGCGGCUGCUACGGGGAUUUGUUCUGUAAAGCAUUGAAGACGUACAACAUGCUGUGUUUUGGAAUCUACAGAUUAAGAGACGCUCAUCUCAAUGCACCAAGCGGGUGUACAAAACGAUAUGUGAUCACGAACCCACCGUAUGAGUUUGAGCUCGUGCCCACAGACCUGAUCUUCUGCCUCAUGCAGUUUGACCACAACGCAGGCCAGUCCCGGACAAGCUUGUCCCACUCUUCCCACUCCUCCCAUUCCUCCAGCAAAAAGAGAUCCUCCGUCCACUCCAUCCCUCCCUCCAACCGGCAGAACCGCAGCAGUAAGACCCGGGAGGCCCGCGACAAACAGAAUGCAACAAGGAUGAAUAGAAUGGGCCAAGAAAAGAAAUGGUUUACAGAUGAACCAGAAAAUGCCUACCCACGGAACAUUCAGAUCAAGCCCAUGAGCACUCACAUGGCCAACCAAGUCAACCAAUACAAAUCCACUAGUAGUCUGAUUCCACCAAUCAGAGAAGUUGAAGAUGAAUGCUGAACACAGGGUUUUCUUGCUGACUCACCAGACAUCUGUAUGCUCUUUCAAAAGAGAUGGGAAGAGAUCACCCGUGGAGGAGGGGUGAUGCUGAGGACAGGGAUGUUGAAGACUGACACAUUUCUCUUCACUAAUUCUUCUAAUCAAGGUCUGGACAGGAACCCAAACUGGAGGGGACCUCCUAUGUGUAUACCUUUAAUGUUACUUCCAUGCUCUUGGACAUCGUUUUAUUUAUUUAUGUAUCCAUAGUGUUGUACAUAAUGACAAUCAAAUAAGGAUUGUACAGCCCCUUCCCCCUAGCACUUUUUGGAAUUAUUUUAAGAGUAUAAAAAAAAAGAGUACUUCCUGUAAUUCUUUGCAAUAGUUCGCCUCUUCGUGUGACCAGACUCCCUGGCUAAGGUGACUGGUUAUCGGAGGAUGAGGGUUGCAAUGAUAAACUGAUCAUAUCAUCUCCCAAAGAUCCGCCCAGAUGCGUCAUGUCAAGUCAGCUGGGUUCAUCAUCUUCAUAUCUCCUGUCUGCUUCUGUUCUAUUUGCACUAAAACUGAAGUUACUUUUGAUAGAACAACUGGAACCAUCAUAUUCUUCCCUCAAAUAAAAUGUUGCUGAGGAGAGGAAAGAAGGGAGGGAGGGCUGCUUGGCUUCGGAGGCAUACUAAUCUUGUUUUUACGUUGUUAUACAUUAUGCCAUUGCUUAAGGUUUGCUACUUCACCGUUGACUUGUCAUGUUGAGUGAGAGCAUUCCAGUCCUGUAUAACAAACUCAUUUUGCAAAACAGUAGUCUAAAAACUCAGAGAAUGGUGCAGCAUUGGUGUUUGCUGGCUGACAGAGAACCCUGUUCCUUCUGCUGAUACAUCAGAUCAUAAAGCCUGCGACUCUGUUUUAAGCUCCUAUCGCAUGAUCUGUGCCUGAGCCCCCUCUAUAACAGAUGCAGUGUGGUUGAUCAACCUGAAUACAUGAGAUGGAUGAAAGACAACCUACCCUGUCCUUCAUGCGUUCAGGAGCAUUUACAUUAUGUACAAGCUUUAUGUUUAUAUGUGUGCAUUGCAGCCACUUGUCCUUCUGGUGUUGCGCUGAUCAGUGCUGUCACCUCCUCCAUCGGCUUGUAUGUGAUAGUGCACCUUUUGAAGGAACAGCAUGUGGGAUAUAAAUGAACGUCAUAGGGGAAAAAACUGUAGAAGAGUCUAGAGGGUUUGGAUCUACUAACAAAAAUAUUAUGUUGCAUCAGGAACCAAACCAAAAUCCCCAACUAUGUUUGAGCUAACACGAACAGCAGCUGCGUGCCCACCAUUGACGCUUUGCCGUGAUACCUGCGGCAACAUUGGGAUCACAACGAAGAGUGGUGUAUUUUCUGAAUGUUUUGUCUGUUACAAGAAGUUAAUGUCUGAGGAAAGAAAUGCCACAUAUUGCAUAAAAGUGGGCAUCAAUGGGUCCUCCUUUGAUCAGAGCAUCUGCCUGGCACGGGUUUGGCACAGAGGCAGUAAAGCGCUUGGAUGUUCUCUGUUGCCAAUCCAGAUGUCACACGCCUCAAAACUCUGAGGAGUUUAGCUGCUGUGUUCAGUCCUCUAACAUGGAAAAUGCUCAAACAUAGUUGGGUGGAAAUGCAACAAUGCCGCAGACUGCUAUUAAGGACACUGAAGAGGAACCUGUGUUUUUUUUUUUAUGCUAGCCUGUGUGUGACGUGUAUAUUGUGCACAUGUUUAGGCACUGACUAGAUCCAAAUCCAGCUGCGACAGUGAUGGAGGAUUGAGGUGAUAGCCUUAUACUCCUCAUACAUAAACUUCACACAAAUAUGUAGUUGGAUUUAUACACUUAAAACACAAUUAUUUUGUAUCCAUGAACAUAAUCAAUUUGUACUUAUUUUUCUAGACAAGAACCAAGUGAAAAGUAGUAGAGGAGAUAUAAAGACUCAAAUAAUAUCUUUAAUUACAACAACAUAUCAAAGGGUUCUGUGUUUGACUAUAUCACCAUUUAUUUCACAUCGUACCAAAACAAACGAUUAUUUUUUUAUCCCCCUGCCCUCUCUUGAACAAACUGCAUCACUCUGGAGCCAAUAAAGCUUAGACUAGCUUGCAUUGUGAAACCACCAUCUUCAGCCUGGCAGCUCAGCUCUGUUGAGUGCUUGCAGAAAUAAAUUAAGGCUCAUCUGAAUCCUCUUUUAGUUGCACAGAUGAGCUGUCUCUACUAAAUAAUGUGUCUACUACUAAGCAUCCCUAGCUGUAAACAUGCAGAUGGAAAGAUAGGUAUAAAGGAAUUAAGUAUUGGGGGUAAGUGUUGUAUUCAGAUGGAGAGCAGAGUGUGUUUGACCUAAAUUAGGUCCCUAGUGUGGAGGAAGAGAGUGUACACUACAGCAAAGUGUGCAGGUGUUUUCCACAAAAUAUGAUUUCAAAUAUGACAGGAAGAUGCUGUCUGUUUAUUGAAUUAAUUCUCCUCUAUAGGCUGUAAAGAAAAGUAAUUCGAAAAAAGAAGUUAGAAUUUUGGAAUAUCUGAACAUUAUUGUGCUAAAUAUGUUUGUGUAAACUCAACCCAUUAUAUAGACCACAUUUCUUUUUCAAACAAAAUGAUAUGAGCUUCUAUGUCUGUCUAUUGGGUGUGGUGCAACUAUACUGAAGCCUCAUACACAUUGUCCUGAAGUGAACUUUUGAACUGUGAUUACAUCGUUGUCACACUUUGUAGCAAAUAGAUUUCUUUUCAGAAAAUAUGUGAGUAAAAUGUAUGUAUAAUUGGGCUGUUAAUGGCAUACUUGCUAGCCUGAACAAUAAGGAACUAUUAAUAUUUGAUAAUGGCUAUGACUCAUUAUACAUAGAAUCGACAAACUGAUUGUUAUGUUGAAAAAAAAAAAAGACAAAUGUGUAUGUUGAAAAUGAAAGAUGCUGGAUUAUUGUAGGAAUGCGAAAACUAUUAAACAAGUAGUAAAGACA